Condylostylus longicornis is the source of this 2880-nucleotide messenger RNA. RefSeq lists its product as uncharacterized. The record is from RefSeq and is a predicted model, not a curated record. The transcript is spliced from 5 exons. Lineage: Eukaryota; Metazoa; Arthropoda; Insecta; Diptera; Dolichopodidae. Gene Ontology annotation, biological process: DNA replication. Bases 1 to 2880 code for a protein of 959 amino acids. Gene Ontology annotation, molecular function: nucleotide binding; DNA-directed DNA polymerase activity; DNA binding.
AUGAGAUUGAAAAAAGGCGAAGGCUACAAAGCAGCUCACUCCAACAGAAAAAACUACUUAAGCUAUAGUGUGAAAUGGGUAGAUGUUCAAUCUGCGUUUAAUAGCCGAAUCAGAACUGGAAUGAUUGUUAAUCUUAAACAUAAGGAACCAUUAAAUUUUUUAAUUAAUUGCAAUGAAGUAUUCUACCGCCAUAUACAAAAUGUACUGAAAGCGGAGCAAGCUGUUAAAAUUAAUGCGGUUCUGUGUGCAGAAUUUAAAAAAUUUAGUGGCGAUAAAGAGUUAAGUGAAACGAAGUAUAUGAACACCAGAAAUAAGCCUGUGUAUAACAAUACAAACAUUAAAGAAUUUUUCUCAGAGAAUAUAGAAAAGAAUAUAUUGGCAAAGUUAGAAGAAUUUCAAGAAAAGGAUAGUGGUUGGGCUUUGUCGACAGUUUAUCACUUAACUAUAAAUGUAAACAAGUUUACUCCUAUGUUAGGAUCGUCUUACAUUAAAUUGCCACAUGCGAUAAUUAAGAAAAAAGCUUGUAUCAACGUUAAAAAUUAUGACAACGCAUGUUUCGCUUGGGCUAUUGUUUCAGCACUUUGUCCUGUUAAUGAAAAUUCUGAUCGUAUAACGCAAUAUCCUCAUUCUGCAAGCCUUAUGAAUUUAGCGGGGAUACAGUUUCCAGAUUUUGAUGUUUAUUCAACAUAUUUAACAAAAAGCAAGAAAAAUCAACAUGUAAAUCUUCUUUUAAUACAAAAUAUAUAUUAUAAUGAUGAUAAUUUCCAAAAUGAUGUCGAGCACAGUUCCGUGGGGGUUCAGUAUCACUUUGUUUGGAUCAAGGAUUUAUCGAGACUUCUUUCUUCACAGCUUUCUAAGCAUAAUGGUAAAAAACAUUUUUGCGAUAGAUGUCUUCAUUAUUUUAAUUCUGAAGCUAAUUUAAUGGCGUAUUUGAAAGAUUGUACCAGUCUCAACAAUUUAAGUGAUAAUAGUAAGAAAUAUCAAGAGCAUGUUCCUUGUAGUAUAGGUUAUUAUGUAAAAUGUGAAUAUGAUCCCACGUUGUCGUUUUAUAAAUCAGUUCGUGGCCCCAAUUGCAUUACUUGGUUUGUUAAAGAACUUGAAAAAUUUGCUGAGGACGUGGAAACUGUAUUUCUUUGUCCUUUACCUAUGGAUAAAUUGACUGAGGAACAAAACAAAGACUUUGAAUCAGCGAAACUCUGCCACAUUUGUGAAGGCAAAUUUGAUCACUCUGAUCAAAAAGUAAGGGACCAUUGUCACCUUACGGGUAAAUUCCGGGGUCCAGCACAUGAGGGAUGUAAUUUAAAUUUUCAAGAUAGUCACACAAUUCCAAUUGUUUUUCAUAAUUUAAGUGGUUAUGACUCACACUUUAUAAUAAAGAAUUUAGCAACUGAUUUACAAGGAAGGGUAGAUUUAUUGCCAAUAAACAAGGAACGAUAUAUAUCUUUUACAAAACAGAUAGAAGAUUUUGCAAUCAAAUUUCGAUUUAUUGAUUCUUUUCGUUUUAUGAGUUGUAGUUUAGAUACUCUUGCAUCAUAUUUGAACUCAUAUCCAAUUUUAGAAUCUGAGUUUAUAGAUAUGAAUAUUGAACAAAUUAAUUUACUAAAGAGAAAAGGUGUCUACCCUUAUGACUAUUUUGAAAAUUUCGACAUAUUUUUAGAAAAUCGACUGCCCUCGAUUGAUAAAUUUUAUAAUAAAUUAAACAACUCUGGUAUAAGUGAGAAAGAUUAUAUACACGCCCAAAAAGUGUGGCAAACACUUAAAAUUAAAAAUUUAGGUGAAUAUUCCGAUCUAUACCUCAAAACUGAUGUACUCCUCCUAGCGGAUACCUUUGAACAAUUUCGUUUAAGCUGCCAUCAAACAUAUAGCUUGGAUCCAGUCCAUUAUUAUACGUUGCCAGGGUAUACUUGGGACUGUAUGCUUAAAUAUUCAGAUAUUACCUUAGAACUUCUUACUGACAUCGAUAUGCUUAUGUUUGUUGAACGAGGUAUACGUGGGGGAUUAAGUCAAUGCACUAAACGCUAUUCUAAAGCUAAUAACAAAUAUAUGUCUGAUUACAACCCCUCGAUACCUUCAAAAUACUUAAUGUAUAAUGACAUUAAUAACCAGUAUGGAUGGGCUAUGUCACAGCCCCUUCCAGAAGGUGAGUUUAAAUGGUGCGAUAAUGUGGCAAAUUUUAAAGUGAAGUCUAUUAUAGAUAGUUCUCAAAUUGGUUAUUUUUUGAAAGUGGACUUAGAAUAUCCGCAAGAAAUUCAUAAUUUGCACAAAGAUUUACCAUUUUGUCCGGAACAUAUUUCUGCCCCUCAUUCAAAGCAAAAAAAAUUGCUUGCUACUUUAAACAAUAAAUCAAGAUAUAUAAUUCAUUAUCGGAAUUUAAAGCAAGCAAUUAAAAACGGGUUAAAAGUUUUGAAGAUUCACAGAAUACUGCAAUUCAAACAAUCGCCAUGGUUAAAAUCAUACAUUGAUCUGAACACAAAGCUUCGAACACAAGCAAGAAAUGAUUUUGAAAAAAAUCCUUUUAAAUUAAUGAAUAAUGCGGUUUUCGACUUAGCAAAAACAACAAUUUAUGAUUUCCAUUAUGAUUAUAUGCUUCCACAAUUCAAUAAAAACUGUACCAUUUGCUACACUGACACGGAUUCGUUAAUAUAUGAAAUUAAUUGCCCUGAUUUAUAUGAAAUUAUACGAAGAGAUUGCCAUUUAUAUUUCGAUACCAGUGACUAUUCGAUUGAUAAUAAAUGGGGUAUUCCUCUUGUAAAUAAAAAAGUAUUGGGUCUAAUGAAAGAUGAAAACAAUGGAAAAAUUAUGACUGAGUUUGUAGGUCUAAGAUCUAAAAUGUACGCUAUUCGAGUAGAAGGAAAUGAAAAUUUAAAAAAGAUUACUUAG